Myotis brandtii (Brandt's bat) is the source of this 1477-nucleotide messenger RNA. RefSeq names its product F-box protein 16 (gene FBXO16). NCBI's taxonomy places the organism in Eukaryota, Metazoa, Chordata, Mammalia, Chiroptera, Vespertilionidae. The transcript has 7 exons. Bases 158 to 1417 code for a protein of 419 amino acids. Gene Ontology annotation, molecular function: protein binding. The record is from RefSeq and is a predicted model, not a curated record.
GUCGGGAAUUCUUUUUCUUCCAACCCUCUUUUACCUGUUGGCCACUCUUAAAACCCGGAAAAACGGAGUUUAUAUUUCGGAGGCUCGGAGUGACCAGAGCAAUAUAAUUGGGCACGUUCAGGAGGCUGGCCUGAUUUGGGAAACAAAUGUGUCUUGAAUGGGAGCUUUCGAUGCUGCUUGUUUCCGGAAUUGGCUGCAUCUAUCUUUCUCUGCAUUAUAUUGGGAGAUGGCACCCCCUCCCACCUUCUUGGCACUCUCACUUUUUCGUUAUAUCCGUGUGCCUAAUUUUGGAGCCAGCCCUCCUGGAUCUCCUGGCCAAUCAAGAGACCACACAUUGUUGCCUAAGAGACCCCGGAUGCCAGCGAAAGGAUUUAUAGAUGAUGAUUGGACUAAUGGAAGCUGGAGGGUGGGGGCUGGGCAAAGUCAAAGAAAAAAGCAGCUAUGGCAACACCAGCGCUUGAGGCUUGACGAGGGAGUCCAGCUCAAAGAGGUAUUUGAAGAAAGAAGAGCUCUACUUGGAAAAUGGUUUGACAAAUGGACAGACUCUCAAAGGAGAAGAAUCCUGACGGGCCUGUUAGAACGCUGCUCCCUGUCACAGCAAAAGUUCUGCUGUCGAAAGCUUCAGGAAAAAAUUCCAGCAGAAGCUCUGGAUUUUACUACCAAGCUUCCAAGGGUGUUGUCCUUAUACAUCUUUUCCUUCCUGGACCCCCGAAGCCUUUGUCGUUGUGCACAGGUGAGCUGGCACUGGAAGAACUUAACUGAGCUGGAUCAGCUCUGGAUGCUCAAAUGUUUGCGGUUUAACUGGUACAUCAAUUUCUCUCCAACUCCCUUUGAGCAGGGCAUAUGGAAGAAGCACUACAUUCAAAUGGUGAAGAAGUUUCAUGUUACCAGACCUAAGACACCUCCGAAAGAUGGGUUUGUGGUUGCUGAUGUUCAACCAGUGACAGGCAGUUCUCCAGAGGAAAAGCAGUCUCAGUCAUCGGCUUUCCGAUCUUCUUCCUCUUUAAGAAAGAAGAACCACUCAGGGGAGAAAGAACUCCCACCCUGGCGAUCCUCUGACAAGCAUCCAACUGAUAUCAUUCGCUUCAAUUACCUGGACAAUUGUGACCCCAUCGAGCGGAUCUGGCAAGGAAGAAAGAAAAGACAUGAAACGACCCCAGAUUCCAGCCGACAGUCACAUGAUAAGAAAAAUAAAUCGCGGGACAGAUCUAAGCUAAGAAAAGCACAGUCACUGGUGUCCCUGAGUGCAGAACCCAGCUCCCCUCUGCAAGUCCCAGCUCAGCUUGCCUGGCCUCCUCGUCGGUUGGCGGGGCUCCCAGCCACCGAGGCAGCCACGAAAGUUCUCAUGCAGCAUCUUCAGAGACACUCUGGCCUUCGGUCGUUGCCCAUCCAGGCUUCAGAGCUGAAGCUGAUUUAAAAAUGUGAAAAGAGCUCUGGCCAGUGUGGCUCGGUUGGAACGUCAUCCAGCACACCAAAG